AUGAUUGCAUACUGGCUCAGUUUCGGCGAUGAAGGCACUGGGACGCAGGAAUGUCGGCACACCGUGGAAAUUCUAGGAAUUUCAGCUUUAUCAACAUUUGUGUGGGAAUCAAUAUUCGACGGAAAUCUCACACGCGUUGAUGAUACAUGGCUUCGCGGAGAAAUGAUGAUGCCGCCUUGGAAGCUUGUUUUCAAGACUGGACCUGCUAUUAGUAAUGGAAUGGUCUCUGUGGAACAAAGCUGUGUCAUCUUGAUUUUGAAUGGUCGCACUCGUCCCAAAGCCGAAGAUGCCCUACGAUGGAUUAGUCGGAUAUCAGAAUUGAAACUUGAGUACAUUGCUGUUAUUCUACUGGGUUCCGAGGAUUGCGACAAUGGGUGGUUAACAAGACGACUCCGGAUAAAUGGAGGGAUGUUGGAUGAUAUUUUUGUCAUUUACGAUAGUCUCGAAAUCGACGACGAACAUGUUUUCCGUUGGCCCCUUGGCACGGCAACGCCCAUUCAUGGCUUAGUUUUCUUAUAUAAAUGGAAUCCAGGAAGCAAAACCAGUGGAUCUGUUGUGAGUGAUUCUCGUUUGGAAAGCAUAUAUUUCGCUAAGCAGGUCAUACAAAAUGCCUGCGCCACUCAAGCUCUUUUGAGCAUUUUGUUGAAUGUUCCAAAUUUGGAACUGGGAACUGCUUUGACGGAAUUCAAAGAAUUUUCUGCGUCAUUAGACCCAGCAAUGCGUGGAUUGGCGUUGUCAAAUUGUGAAAAUAUUCGGAAGACCCACAACUCGUUCGCUAGGCAAUCUAUUUUUGAGAUGGACUCGAAACAAGCAGGAAAAGAUGACGAUGUUUUUCAUUUCGUGAGUUACAUUCCAUUUGGCGGAAGACUAUACGAGUUGGAUGGAUUGCAGGAGGGCCCCAUAGAUCACGGAGCCAUCGAACCCAGCGAGAACUGGUGGAACUCGGCCCGGGAGAUCAUACAAAAACGAAUUAAGGAGUUUGAAGGGGAUGAAAUCCAUUUCAACCUCAUGGCGGUGAUAGAGGACAAGUGUUCGAGGUUUUCGAAGGAGAUCACGGAAUUGCGAGAGAAAUUAAAGGUGAGGUCUCCUCGGCAUUGCCUUAACGUCAUUAUACAUGGUGACGAACAUUUUUAUUUUCAGAAUUCCGAAGAAAUGCAAGAAAGUGAACGCAGUGAAAUCAUGUCUCGAAUCGCUCAAGUGGAGCAGCAAUUGCAGACGGAGAAUGACAAGCGAAGGCGUUGGCAAGUCGAGAACAUCCGCCGGAAACAUAAUUAUGUCCCUUUCAUUGUUGAACUUUUGAAAUUGCUGGGCAAACAAGGUAUGUUGAUGCCCUUGUACAUGAAGGCGAAGGAGCGGGUGAGGCAGAAAAGCAAUUCGAGCCUAUGGUUUCUCGCUCCGUCCUAA
This is a messenger RNA of Notodromas monacha, 1404 nucleotides long. The record is from the annotation of a GenBank genome assembly. NCBI's taxonomy places the organism in Eukaryota, Metazoa, Arthropoda, Ostracoda, Podocopida, Cyprididae.